Molecule: messenger RNA, 3722 nt
Organism: Microtus oregoni (creeping vole)
Lineage: Eukaryota; Metazoa; Chordata; Mammalia; Rodentia; Cricetidae
Gene: Map4k2
Product: mitogen-activated protein kinase kinase kinase kinase 2
Exons: 32
Coding region: 89-2554 (821 amino acids)
Biological process (GO): protein phosphorylation
Molecular function (GO): ATP binding; MAP kinase kinase kinase kinase activity
Source: RefSeq, a predicted model, not a curated record
GCUGCCCCGGCCUGCCCUCCCGCCUCUCCCGCCCCGCCCCGCGCCGCUCCGCGCCGGCUCCGCAGCUUGCGCCGGCCGGCGCCGGGCCAUGGCGCUGUUGCGGGACGUAUCGCUGCAGGAUCCGCGAGAUCGCUUUGAGCUGCUGCAGCGUGUGGGGGCCGGGACCUAUGGCGACGUUUACAAGGCCCGUGACACCGUCACGUCCGAACUGGCCGCGGUGAAGAUCGUCAAGCUAGACCCAGGGGACGACAUCAGCUCUCUUCAGCAGGAAAUCACCAUCCUUCGCGAAUGCCGCCACCCUAAUGUCGUGGCCUAUAUUGGCAGCUACCUCAGGAAUGACCGGUUGUGGAUCUGUAUGGAGUUCUGUGGAGGGGGUUCGCUGCAGGAGAUUUACCACGCUACUGGGCCCCUGGAAGAACGGCAGAUAGCCUAUGUUUGCCGGGAGGCACUGAAGGGGCUCCACCACCUGCAUUCUCAAGGCAAAAUUCACCGAGACAUCAAGGGUGCCAACCUUCUGCUCACUCUGCAGGGAGAUGUCAAGCUGGCGGACUUUGGGGUAUCAGGUGAGCUGACAGCGUCUGUGGCUAAGAGGCGGUCUUUCAUUGGCACUCCGUACUGGAUGGCACCAGAGGUCGCUGCUGUGGAACGCAAAGGUGGCUACAAUGAGCUGUGUGACGUCUGGGCCCUGGGCAUCACUGCCAUUGAGCUGGGCGAGCUACAGCCACCGCUGUUCCACCUGCACCCCAUGAGGGCCUUGAUGCUCAUGUCGAAGAGCAGCUUCCAACCACCCAAGCUGAGAGACAAGACACGUUGGACCCAGAAUUUCCACCACUUCCUCAAGCUGGCCCUAACCAAGAACCCCAAGAAGAGGCCCACAGCUGAGAAGCUUCUGCAGCACCCAUUCACAACCCAGCAGCUCCCUCGGGCCCUCCUUACACAGCUCCUCGACAAGGCCAGCGACCCCCACCUGGGAACCCUCUCCCCUGAAGACUGUGAACUGGAGACCCAGGAUAUGUUUCCAGAUACCAUCCAUUCCCGGGGCCAUCAUGGUCCAGCUGAGAGGACCCCCUCCGAGAUCCAGUUUCACCAAGUGAAAUUUGGCGCCCCUCGCCGGAAGGAGACGGAUCCUCUCAAUGAACCGUGGGAGGAGGAAUGGACGCUGCUGGGAAAAGAGGAACUGAGUGGGAGCCUCCUGCAGUCGGUCCAGGAGGCCUUGGAGGAAAGGAGCCUGACUAUUCGACCCGCCUUAGAACUCCAGGAGCUGGACUCCCCAGAUGACGCCAUGGGAACCAUCAAACGGGCCCCGUUUUUGGGGCUGCCCCAUACUGAGCCAACACCUGAUGACAAUGCCCAGUCCCGCUCCCCAGGAACCCCAUCUGCACCUCCGCCUGGUCCUGGCAGCCCACCAUUGCUGCCCACUGCCUGGGCCACCCUGAAGCAACAAGAGGAUCCUGAGAGAUCAUCCUGUCAUGGCCUUCCUCCCACCCCCAAAGUGCAUAUGGGUGCCUGCUUCUCCAAGGUCUUCAAUGGCUGCCCCCUGCAGAUCCAUGCUGCUGUCACUUGGGUGCACCCCGUGACUCGAGACCAGUUCCUGGUAGUAGGGGCCGAGGAAGGCAUCUACACUCUCAACCUGCAUGAACUGCAUGAGGAUACACUGGAGAAGCUCAUCUCCCAGCGCUGCUCCUGGCUCUACUGUGUGAACAACGUAUUGCUGUCACUCUCAGGGAAAUCCACGCAUAUCUGGGCACAUGACCUCCCAGGCCUGUUUGAGCAGCGGAGACUGCAGCACCAGGCACCCCUCUCUAUCCCUACCAACCGUAUCACUCAGCGCAUCAUCCCCAGGCGCUUUGCCCUGUCCACCAAGAUUCCUGACACCAAAGGCUGCCUGCAGUGUCGUGUGGUCCGUAACCCCUAUACAGGCAGCACUUUCCUGCUGGCUGCCCUGCCUGCCAGCCUGCUUCUGCUGCAGUGGUAUGAGCCCCUGCAGAAAUUCCUGCUGCUGAAGAACUUUUCCAGCCCUUUGCCCAGCCCGGCAGGGAUGCUGGAGCCGCUGGUGCUAGACGGGAAGGAGCUGCCACAGGUGUGCGUGGGUGCCGAGGGGCCUGAGGGACCUGGCUGCCGAGUCCUGUUCCAUGUCUUGCCCCUGGAGGCUGGCCUGACUCCAGACAUCCUCAUCCCGCCUGAGGGGAUACCGGGCUCCGCCCAGCAGGUGAUCCAGGUGGACAGGGACACAGUACUGGUCAGCUUUGAACGCUGUGUGAGGAUCGUUAACCUGCAGGGUGAGCCCACAGCUGCACUGGCCCCUCAGCUCACCUUUGACUUCCCUAUUGAGACUGUGGUGUGUCUGCAGGACAGUGUGCUGGCUUUCUGGAGCCAUGGCAUGCAGGGCCGAAGCCUUGACACCAACGAGGUGACCCAGGAGAUCACAGAUGAGACCAGGAUCUUCCGAGUGCUGGGAGCCCACAGGGACAUCAUCCUGGAGAGCAUUCCCACUGACAACCCUGGGGCACACAGCAACCUCUACAUCCUCACAGGCCACCAGAGCAGCUACUGAGCUGUCCCCUCCAGCCUCUGUAGGGCCCCAGAGGGCAGACCUGACUCUGAGAAGUGUUUGGGGGCAGGGAGGGGAGGUAGCCCACCCCCCUCAGCAAUAACUGGACCAGAGGAAGCUGCGACCACCUCCCUCCCUGCAGUGUUGUCUCCCAGGACAGGAGGCCCUGGGCGGGCUGGGGCUGCCUGGCCGAUCCAUUCCAUUUUCUCUUUUCCUUUCUAUUCUUUCUUCCAAGAGCCUGCCCCAGGUUCUAUCCGGGGCAACAUGUAUUUAAGAGAGAAUUAUAUUGGUAUUAAAGCUGGUUGGUUUUAUCCUGUUAGUCCCUCUGAAGUGGAGGCACUGAGCUCCCACCUUCUGCCCCUUCUCUUUCUUCUCCUCUCACUCUUUCCUGCGGGACACUUUUCUCUAAAUACUCAGUUGGCCUCAGGUGUGUGCCGUGGAAGAGCAGCUGCUGGUGCUUGGUGGAGUCUAGACUUGGGUGACACAAGCCAGUGGUCUAACAGCCAUCUUGGGCCUGGAUCUUCCUGGUCCCUGCCCACAGCAGCCCUCAUUCAGUUUUGUAGAUUGAGACAUCUGCUGUAUUUGGCAUCUUGUGGAUCAUGCAGGGGAAUUAUGAACAAAGGGACCUGUCUGGGGCAGCCUUGCCCCAAGUAGGAUCUUGUUUGUGGUUUCUGGGAUCUGCACCCUGGCCGUGUCUACUGCAGUGUUCCAUGACGGGCCUGUUGAACAGUAUUGUGAAGCAUUGGCUUUGUUGGGGAAGAUGGAUGUGCGUCUCUUUAGUGUUCAUUCACUCCAAGUCAGGCCUGGGGUCACUACCAAAAUCCAGCUCAACACCCAAGAAAAUUGUUGGAGCCCAUCUCCCUUGUGCCUCAGCUUGUGUUUUUUACUGUCCUUAUUUGGCCCAGUACCCCUCGAGCCCUGUGGCCCCAGAUACUGACUGGCUUGCCAGUGACUAAGACCACUGAAGGGAGGAUGGGGCACACAGCCAAGCCUGGAGGGCUAAGCGGGUUGUAGAGCAAAGGUGCAGAGCCCAGUGCUCUGUUCCAGCUCAUUGUCACCCUCCUGACAUUUAGAGCAAAUGUUGGCAGAACAAAGUCUUAUGUCUGGUGUUCUGGCUGCAAGUACUCGCCAGCUCAGUGAGGCAAUGGGUGGGUGAGGGUGGGUGGCGACA